This is a messenger RNA of Medicago truncatula (barrel medic), 2174 nucleotides long. Its product is annotated as protein HOTHEAD. The transcript is spliced from 6 exons. Gene Ontology annotation, molecular function: flavin adenine dinucleotide binding; oxidoreductase activity, acting on CH-OH group of donors. The coding region runs from base 95 to 1879 and encodes 594 amino acids. The record is from RefSeq and is a predicted model, not a curated record. NCBI's taxonomy places the organism in Eukaryota, Viridiplantae, Streptophyta, Magnoliopsida, Fabales, Fabaceae.
CAAAACAAGACCAACCAAAGGAAGCCACUUAGAGGUUGCAAAUCAGCUUCUUCGGUGAGUGAGUGAGUGCUCUUCUGUCACUGUAUACCCACCAAUGGCAACUCUUGGUGCUGUCAAAUUCCUGCUCUGUCUCCUUAUGAUAUGGCUCAUCAACUUUCUACCUCUAUGCCAAGGCCUAGGUAAACAAAACUUGAACAAUGGAUAUAAAUACCCUUUCAUAAGAAAAGCAAGUUCAUUCUCAUCUCCACCAUCAAUUUCAACCACCAACACAAAUGAUGGUUAUGACUACAUAAUAGUAGGUGGUGGAACAGCAGGGUGCCCUUUAGCUGCAACCCUCUCACAAAACUUCAAUGUUUUGUUGCUUGAAAGAGGAGGAGUACCUUUCACAAACCCCAAUGUGUCAUUUCUUGACAACUUUCACAUUACUUUGGCAGAUAUUUCACCAACUUCAGCUUCACAGUUCUUCUUGUCAACAGAUGGAGUGUUCAAUGCAAGAGCAAGGGUUUUGGGUGGUGGUAGCUCCAUUAAUGCUGGCUUCUAUACUAGAGCAAGUUCAAGAUUUAUACAGAAGAUGGGGUGGGAUACAAAGCUAGUAAAUAAGUCAUAUCCUUGGGUUGAGAAGCAGAUUGUUCAUCGUCCAACAUUUUCACAUUGGCAGAGAGCAUUUAGGGACGGUCUUCUAGAUGCUGGUGUGUCUCCUUUUAAUGGAUUCACCUAUGAACACAAGUAUGGAACCAAAGUUGGUGGAACCAUUUUUGACAGAUUUGGUCGCCGCCACACUGCUGCUGAAUUGCUUUCUUCUGGAAAUCCUAACAAACUCACUGUCUUGAUCUAUGCCACUGUCCAAAAAAUUGUAUUUGAUACAACAGGAAAAAGACCAAAAGCAAUGGGGGUGAUUUUCAAGGAUGAAAAUGGGAAACAGCAUAAGGCAAUACUAGGAAAUGAUAGGGAGAGUGAAGUGAUUGUGUCUAGUGGGGCAAUUGGAACUCCUCAAAUGCUAUUACUCAGUGGAAUUGGCCCAAAAGCAGAACUUGAGAACUUGAAAAUCCCUGUGGUACUUGACAACAGAUUUGUUGGGAAGGGUAUGGCUGAUAAUCCAAUGAACACAAUUUUUGUUCCUCUUAAGAAAUCAGUUAAACAAUCAUUGAUAGAAACAGUUGGUAUUACCAAUAAGGGUGUGUAUAUUGAAGCUAGCUGUGGAUUUGGACAGACCAAUGAUAGCAUUCAUUGCCACCAUGGUUUGCUAUCAGCUGAGAUUGGGCAGCUCUCAACAAUCCCACCUAAACAAAGAUCAGCAGAAUCCAUUAAAGCUUUUGUGAAGAACAAAAAAGACAUUCCAAUUGAAGCAUUUAAGGGAGGAUUCAUCUUAUCAAAAGUUGCUAAUCCAUGGUCAACAGGUGAUCUCAAAUUGAUCAACACAAAUGUGGAUGACAACCCUGCUGUUACCUUCAACUACUUCAGUCACCCUUACGAUCUUCAUCGCUGUGUCGAAGGAAUCCGGUUAGCAACAAAAGUUGUCCAGUCACAGCACUUCACAAAUCUCACUUUGUGUGAAAAACAAACUACAGAACAACUUCUUAACAACACUGUGAAGGCUAAUAUCAACCUUAUACCAAAGCAUGUCAAUGAUACAGAAUCACUAGAACAGUUUUGUAGAGACACUGUGAUCACUAUUUGGCACUAUCAUGGUGGAUGCCAUGUAGGGAAGGUUAUCGAUUCGGAUCAUAAGGUUCUUGGUGUUAACAGACUUCGUGUCAUAGAUGGAUCAACAUUUACCGAAUCGCCGGGAACAAAUCCUCAAGCUACUGUCAUGAUGAUGGGCAGGUACAUGGGAGUGAAGAUUUUAAGAGACAGGUUGGGAAAACUUGCUGGUGUUUGAAGACAAGUAUGUAUGUAGUGUGAUAGUUGAGGAUCUUCUCAAGAAAAAUGAAAAAAACAAAGAAAGUGUUGCUAGAAGACUAGAGUAUUAUUAGCUUGAGUUAAGUUAGUGCAUCUUGUUUUUUUGUUAAUUGUGAGUGAAGAGUGAUUAUUAAACAACGAUGAAAGUUUUGGUUUUAGAAGUAAAAAAUGUAACUCUUCAUGGACGUGCAUGCUUAAACUUUGACCCAUCUAUUUGUAAUAGUCUCUAUUGUAGUCCUCACGGUUAUUGUUUAAUUAUUAGUAUCAUUUUAUCA